UACUACAGCUCGUACUUAGUGUGUCCAGCCACGCGUCACAUGUCGAACUCUAUCUGCUGAAAGUCCACCGGGUACGCACGCCCUGCUUCGCUAUCGCUGUCCUCAUCUAACCGUUCUCGCUCUUCGCAGCGUGGUCCUCUAUCGAUCGUAGACAGACACACACACACAGCCAUGGCCAAGAAGACGACAGACGCAGGCGUGGGCUCCAUCCUAGGCGACCUGUGCGCCAAGUACGACAAGACCACACCCAAGAAGAUCAAACUCAUCGACGGCUUCCUGGCCUACGUGCUGGCCACCGGCGUGCUCCAAUUUAUCUAUUGCCUGCUGGUCGGCAACUUCCCGUUCAACUCGUUCCUCGCCGGCUUCGUCUGCACCGUCGGCGUCUUCGUACUGGCCGUGUCACUGCGGAUGCAGAUCAACCCGGAGAACAACUUUGGCGAUCGCACGGAGCAGCGCGCGUUUGCCGACUACCUCUUCUGCAACAUCAUCCUCUUCCUCGUGGUGUUCAACUUCAUGGGCUAAGCCAGUACAGGAGUGCGUGGAGGAUACACAUACACAAGCCGGGAGUCUACUCUCGAGUUUUGCGUGAAAGAGAUAACAUAAUUGCUGAGCGAGGAUGACGUUGCAUUAACCUAUAGCUCCCCUUACUGCUUGUCACUACCUGGAUCUGCUUACCGUAUCACUUCCAUGGCACUUCCAUUUAAUGGAAAUGCAUGUAAAUUUUACAGCCUCAUUAAGGUGUCGCCAGCGAGUUACUGUAACGAAUAGCAUGGUCAAGUUGAAGUGAGCUCUGACGCAGGCACAUAUGUUACAAGUAUUAAGCAAUGUCUACUACACUGUGUACAUGCUGCUACU
Messenger RNA from Phytophthora nicotianae INRA-310, 855 nucleotides. RefSeq lists its product as hypothetical. The transcript has 2 exons. The coding region runs from base 172 to 522 and encodes 116 amino acids. The record is from RefSeq and is a predicted model, not a curated record. Gene Ontology annotation, cellular component: membrane; oligosaccharyltransferase complex. Gene Ontology annotation, biological process: protein N-linked glycosylation. Lineage: Eukaryota; Oomycota; Peronosporomycetes; Peronosporales; Peronosporaceae.